AUGGGCGCAGCGCUUUCGAUGAUCAAAGGGGAACCUGUGAGCGAAGACAUGGUUCAGGUGCAAGAACGAAGACCAAUGGAUGCAGCACCUGAGCCAGUUGCAGGAUUACAGAACUCUGGCGAACGUGUCGUUCCACCUGAAGAAGUAGAAUUUCUUUCGCCGAUCCCGCCCAAUUACUUAACUCGUGAGAAACUCGUUGACUUAUCUGUUCUAGCCGCAUCUCAACCAGAACCCCCACCUUCGCCUGCUCUCGAAGGUGUUGAAACCCAUACUGCAGAUAGAAGCUACGAAAGGGAGCUUGCCAACUCCAGCUGGCGAAACGAGAGCAGUGAAACAACGCGGGCAAGGCGCUCAGAAGAAAGUGAUAGAGACGACCGAGAGGAUUAG
Messenger RNA from Cooperia oncophora, 387 nucleotides. The record is from the annotation of a GenBank genome assembly. Lineage: Eukaryota; Metazoa; Nematoda; Chromadorea; Rhabditida; Trichostrongylidae.